Molecule: messenger RNA, 3015 nt
Organism: Malania oleifera
Lineage: Eukaryota; Viridiplantae; Streptophyta; Magnoliopsida; Santalales; Ximeniaceae
Product: gamma-tubulin complex component 4 homolog
Exons: 17
Coding region: 393-2651 (752 amino acids)
Biological process (GO): cytoplasmic microtubule organization; microtubule nucleation; mitotic cell cycle
Cellular component (GO): centrosome; gamma-tubulin complex; spindle pole
Molecular function (GO): gamma-tubulin binding; microtubule minus-end binding
Source: RefSeq, a predicted model, not a curated record
GGACAGCGAAUGGUCUUUUCUGGGGUUCUCGCUGUUUUAUGGGUAUUCUGUAUUAUAUUGGUGUUUUUCUUUGGUGCAUGCUUGGUUUAGAAGAGGGUAGGGUUGUUGCUGAUGGCUUGUAUGUCUUUCAAUAUAUUAUUACAAAGAAGAGAUCAUUGAUGUUUGUGGAAAUCGAGCCUGAAUCCGAACUUGAAACGGAGCCUGAGCCUGACCAUCCGAGCUUGAACCAAAUUGAGCCUGAGCCGAGCUCUUAUUCUAUCGAGCCGAGCCUGAAUAUGCUGAAGCUUGGCUCGGCUCUUUUGCAGCCCUACCUGCUGCAGCACUGAACUGAAGCUGCUCCACUCGUAACCAUUACUCUUGCCUCAGUUUUGCGCAAGUGAUCGGAGAGAGAAAUGUUGCAUGAGCUUCUCCUUGCACUCUUAGGAUACACCGGCGAUCUCAUCAUUGAUGAGAGAGACCACCAAAACUCCAUUGGCGUUCGUUUUUCCCCGGACGCUCCUGCCUCGGAUGAAUGCCCCUUCAAGCUCGCUCCCGAUCUCUCCUUCAUCCAACCUAGCGACAGGGAUGCUAUUGAGAAAAUCAUUUCACUAGGGUUUUGUUAUAAGGAGCUUGAUCGAUUUGCAACAGAAUCACGGGAUUUGAGUUGGAUAAGGUCUUCAGAUGACUCUCCUCUUUCCCGAACUUUUGAAUUACAGCAGGGGAAAACUCAGAAGUCAAGCGUCUACCGCAGGGGCAUUGCUAAUGGCAUUGUUGAGAUACUGUCAAUCUACAGGUCUGCUGUACUGCACAUUGAGCAAAAAUUGUUGUCAGAUCCUGUGCCCCUGUUGGCAACGGUAACUCAAGGCCUGAAUAAGUUUUUUAUUCUCUUGCCACCUCUUUACGACCUCAUUCUAGAGAUUGAGCAUGAUGAUAUUCGUGGAGGACAACUUUUAAAUCUUUUGCACAAGCGAUGCCAUUGUGGGGUGCCUGAAUUGCAGACCUGCAUUCAAAGGCUUCUUUGGCAUGGGCAUCAGGUCCUGUAUAACCAGCUUGCAUCUUGGAUGGUUUAUGGGAUUCUUCAGGAUCAGCAUGGAGAAUUUUUCAUUAGAAGGCAGGAAGAUAAGGACAUAGAGCAUGGUGCAUCUCAUCCAGAUGUGCUUGAAAAGUUGGCACGCAUGUCCACUGAUGACGCAUCAUUAACAGAUUGGCACUUGGGAUUUCAUAUUUUUUUGGAUAUGCUGCCAGAGUAUAUCCAUAUGCAUGUGGCAGAAUCGAUUCAUUUUGCUGGUAAAGCAAUCAGAGUUCUUCGGAAUCCAAGCCCUGCCUUUUUAUACCAGGAUGCUAUCCAUAAUCAGCGGAUACCAAAAGGAUCGCAGAGAAUUCAAGGAUCUCCAGGAUGCUUUUCUUUUCAUAAGGAGCCUUUUGUGGAUAUGAAAAUGAUUGGUGAAGAGUUACUUCCACAGUCUGAGGCUGAUAAGAUUGAAGCUAUGCUUCAAAACCUAAAGGAGUCAUCUGAGUUCCACAAAAGAUCAUUUGAAUCCGCCAUUGACUCUAUUCGGGCUAUUGCUGCAAGUCACCUUUGGCAGCUCGUGGUUGUUCGUGCUGACUUGAAUGGCCACCUAAAGGCCCUCAAAGAUUAUUUCCUUUUAGCAAAAGGAGAUUUUUUCCAGUGUUUUCUUGAGGAGAGUCGCCACUUGAUGCGUUUACCACCUCGUCAGUCAACUGCUGAAGCUGAUCUUAUGGUUCCAUUUCAGUUGGCUGCAAUAAAGACUAUUGGUGAUGAAGAUAAGUACUUUUCUAGGGUAUCCUUGAGGAUUUCUUCUUUUAGAAUCACAGUUAAAUCCUCUCAAAUGGAUUUACCAAAGGCAAAAACUUAUUCUGAUGGAAAUUCAGAUGCUGCAUCAUCAAAUGCUUCUUCAGAGACAUCGCUUGAUGGAUGGGAUGGUAUUUCUCUUGAAUAUGCUAUUGAUUGGCCUUUGCAGUUGUUCUUUACCCAAGAAGUGAUCUCCAAGUACCACAGGUUAUUCCAGUACUUGCUACGGCUUAAGCGAACUCAAAUGGAAUUGGAGAAGUCAUGGGCUUCUGGUAUGCAUCAAGAUCACACAGAUUUUUCUAAACAUCGAAAUGAUCGCAUAAACUGCUCAAUAUUACAAUUGCGACGGCAACGGUCUAGAUCAAUGUGGCAUGUUAGAGAGCAUAUGGCUUUCUUGAUUAGAAAUCUCCAAUUCUAUAUCCAGGUGGAUGUGAUAGAAUCCCAAUGGAACGUAGUGCAAGCUCAUAUUCAAGAUUCUCAUGAUUUCACUGAACUUGUGGGCUUUCAUCAAGAGUACUUGUCAGCUCUGAUUUCACAGUCCUUCUUGGACAUUGGUUCUGUGUCGAGGAUACUGGACAGCAUAAUGAAGCUUUGUAUGCAGUUCUGCUGGACCAUUGAGAACCAAAAUAGCAGUUCCAAUGCAUCUGAACUGGAACAUAUAACUGAGGAGUUUAAUAAGAAAUCGAACUCUUUAUACACAAUACUGCGUAGCAGCAGACUUGCAGGAAGCCAGCGAGCCCCAUUUCUAAGACGAUUCCUUCUGCGUCUGAACUUCAAUUCUUUCUUUGAGGCUACUGCAAGAGGUGUGCUGAAUGUUGUCAGACCACGCCCAGCCCUUCCUGUUUUAAAUCAACAGUAGAUUUGAUUGUAGUUUUCCAGUUCGUUUGAGGUUUUUUGGUCCCUUCGCAUAGCACUUGCCUACAGUUUUUAUUCUUGUAAAUGUGUAUUUUGUGAUGUACAAACUUUAUUUCUUUUUGGCUUAAGACAUGAAGUAUCCAUUCAUUUUUGGAAGUGUCUGUAGCAGCAGAUAAGUGUAAGUAUGUUUCAGUGUUUAGAUUAAGUAACAGUUAUAUUAUAAGCAAAUAUAUUUUCUGCAAGCAGCCCUUUUAGGUAGCUCAUAGGGCUGGGGCUUAGGUUCUUUUUGCAAGUUUAACCCUACAUAAUGUAACAUGAUGGUAACAUAUAAUUAAUUGGUUAAUCUUCUGAGCUUUGUAGUUCUGCAA